GACGGUUGUAGGAUAGUCAAUAUUAUUACCUUAUUGGCUCGCACUGUUAAUGGUAACAGCAUUCGAAAAGUAUUGCAGCCCUGGUCCAAAACAGCUGAUUGUUUUUGCGUGUUGUUUGCCUUAAGACGGGAGCUAAUUAAAAUGUUGCGUCAGUUAUUGAGCUCCACAGCCACACGUCGGGUGCUGCUACCGCGAGCAACAGCUACACGUUUCGUCAGCAGCAAUCAAAAUGGAUUGGACAAAACAGAGUUUACAACACCGCCCGAAGUAAUUGACUACGAGGAUCCCAGUCACUUGCCACUCCCACAGUAUCCUGCUCGACCCGAUGAGCCGCUCCAGGCGCGCAAGCAGCGCUUGCUAUAUCAGAGUCGUAAACGCGGCAUGUUGGAGAACGAUUUGCUCCUCAGCACAUUUGUGGCCAAGUACCUGAAGGACUUCAAUGCGGAGCAGACAGCGCUCUAUGAUGAUCUGAUUAACGGUGUGAGCAACGAUUGGGAUAUAUUCUAUUGGGCCACAGAAACAAAGCCCACUCCACCCGAGUAUGAUACGGAAAUCAUGAAGUUGCUCAAGGAACAUGUGAAGAAUGCGGAGCGUGUGCAACGCAUAAGGCAGCCGGACUUAUAGAGGAUUAUACAUCUACUUUCUAUGAUAAGCAGUUUGUGCUAUGAUAAGCAAGCUUUGGCAUUUUACGUAUUUUUGUGUUUAACUUAAAUGAAAACAAAUUUCAAUGUUGUAUCAAUAAAAAACCAAAAAAUAGUGUUAUUAAUUAUGCAAAAUGGUUAGUUUUCUUUCUUGAAAUACACAUACAUAUGUAUAUAUAUAUAUAUAUUUAAACGAUGUCUGAUGUAUAUACUUAUCGAAUAAUUUUUAUAUGCUACUACAGCGAAAUAUUACACUUAAAAUUGUUGCUCAUUAUGAAAAAAUCCAUCGAAAUGUCGAAUUUUGCACCCAAUAUUAAUAAGGGAGAUUAUUAUUGAUCAUGAUUCGUGUGGUUCACAUCCAUAUACAUAUUGUAGAGUACUACUUGAAUGUUUUUAUUCCUUUUAUUUCAAUUGUUUUUGGGGGACUGAAAUUAUGAUUAGCUAUUUAUUUCAUUCAGUAUUAGCAUUGGAUUCAAGCGAUUAAA
Drosophila sulfurigaster albostrigata is the source of this 1126-nucleotide messenger RNA. Its product is annotated as succinate dehydrogenase assembly factor 2, mitochondrial. The transcript is spliced from 3 exons. Gene Ontology annotation, cellular component: mitochondrion. The record is from RefSeq and is a predicted model, not a curated record. NCBI's taxonomy places the organism in Eukaryota, Metazoa, Arthropoda, Insecta, Diptera, Drosophilidae. Gene Ontology annotation, biological process: tricarboxylic acid cycle; mitochondrial respiratory chain complex II assembly; protein-FAD linkage. The coding region runs from base 142 to 624 and encodes 160 amino acids.